UCUCUGAUAUUUUGGCGUCAUGUCCUUCUGCUGCUCAGCCUCAAAGUAGCUCUGCAUCAUCAUGGUCUUUUCGGCAGCAGAAAGCCUCAGAGCGCUGGAAAGAAGCAAGACCAUACCACCUAAAAUGCCUUAUUUCAAAAGAGGCUGUUGGUCAUCCCAUGUGUUGCCUUUGCAACGAGCCUGCUGUUAUAAGAGAGUGUCUUCCUGAGGAGUGGUUCUGUGGGGACUGUGAUGUAUUGCAUCACAAAAAACAGCCACUCCACAACAGGGAAUGCGUGAUUCGUGUUUUUUUUUAAUCCAUUCCUCCAACCACAUGCAUCAUCAAAGGGGAAGAUGGAUACUGCACACAUGAGCAAGUUAGUACCGCUUCAGAGUGGGCGCCGCCUCUGCCGUGACAUCAUCGGAAACGCAAAACAUUUCAAAUGCACAACACAGAAGACUAUCGAGGGGAUUAUGUUCUUGAUUCUCCGCAUGUGGAUGUUUUUAACUGCAAGACGGAGAAAUGUGUUUCAAAUGAGGCGGAUGGCUGCAAAACAAUACUGCUAAAUCAACAAUGGACCCCUGACUUUAAAGACCUCCUAAGAAGUGGAUAUUGGCCAGCCUCCGUCACCAAUUCUACACUGUAUACUCUUGACCUCUUGAGCUUGCUUCAGGAACUCAAGAUCAUAUCUCCGGGAUUCUCCAGACAAGCCUUUGCAAAGCUGCUGGAGCAUCGCACUAAGUGUGGAGGAAGAUCUGGACCUAUCAACGGCGAUGCACUGCAGCGCAGCUUCUUAGAGCUUUCAUAUGCAUCAUUUGAGGAAGACCAGCUCUGCUGUAGUGCUCCUUUCACCUGCCCAGCCUGCACACCAGAAAUGCUGGCUGUUUCAGCAGAUGGAAAUAGAAAGCUAUAUCGCUUUCGCCGAAACAGAAACUCUGAUGAUCCUGGCUUUUUUGAGGGGCUCUUUGUGGCUGAAGACAGUGUGGUGUCUAGAUUUGUCGACACCAUACAGAAAGCAGUGAAAAAUACACAGGGAAGAGGCACAUGUGGGGACUCCCAAUGGACAGCAGCGAGGGAAACGUCAAGGAGGGCUUCAAAAUUGGAUGAAGAGGGGAUGGAGGUUGCUGUGUGUCGCCAUAGGUUCCUUUUGAAAGCCCUCAAUAUGUACAGGGGGGAGAUAUUUGCCUACCCUCUGUACCUUCAAAAGGAGCUCAUGCCAGCCAAGGCACAAUUCUUCGCAAUGGACGUGGCAUGCAAAUACUGGCCAUACCUGGAGAAAGUUGCUAGAGACCUUCCUGGUCUUCAGGAGCUAACCACUAUGAAACCCUUUCUCAGUAUAAUGCAUGCUCGAGCCCAUGCUACUAAGUGUGAGAUUAAUUGGAGUGGCAGGAACCAAGGAGGAGCAGGGACAACCGCUGCACGGGUGGACAUGCUUACAUUGCAUGCAAUGGGGUGGAACGAGAAAAAAAAUCUCUCUUUACAUCAGGCACUUUCCACACGAUAUGUGAAGACAUCAGACUCCAUGAUGAGACUGCAAGGCUAGCUGACCUAAAAACAUUAGAUUGCACAGAUGAAGUGGUGUCACAGUGGCUAUCUGAUGUAAAGGAAUGGGCAGCUGGUGAGACACCUGAUACAUCUAGUGCCAGCCAAGGGACAACACACAGAGGAAUUCAGCAAUCAUUUGAGGGACUCUACCUUAGUGUGAGGCACCGGAAGCGAACCCUCUACCGUCAGAAUGACAGCAGCACGUUUCACCAUCGCCUUCGAAGGAAGCUUGCAGAAGACAAAAAACUCCUUCUUCAGGAGAUACAGAAAUACAAUAAUCUUGUACUAGAAUCGGCAACAACCAUUGACGUAGCUUUGGUGGAGCAUUCCCUAACUGGAGAGAGUACUGUGUCUCAAAUAUGGCCGUGGGAGGUUCAUGGCAAUGACCAGGGAAAUGAGGGACUUUGCUGUCUCUUACGAAGAAGACUUUCAGAGGUGUCAGAAAGGUUCCAAGUGGUCCUCCAACAGUACAAGACUGCCUUAGGUCCUGAGGCCUCUGUCCUUCUACAUGUUGAAGAGGAAAAUCAAAGUCGCCUCAGUAGUCCAGACACCAGUGAGGAUGAAGAGGAAAACACAAUUUAGAUGGAAGCUGCACGAAGGACUAUGUUGAAGGAAAUGGACUUGCCCUAUAUCUGUGUAUUAUUAGUAUGCUGAUUGAUUAACCACAUCAAAAUCUUGUUGAAAAUCUGAACUGUGUCUUUAGAUUUUCCAAGCAAUUUAGUAAGCCUAUUGCACAGUUCAUUGCAAAUGAAAAACCUCUCAGUAUAGGUGCACCAAUCUUAGCCAAAAAAUGUCAACUUUGCAUGUAUGAUAUUACCAGAUGUAAUUACUGGGCUCAUAUGAUAUUUGGGUAGUGAAUACUCUUCUAAAAGAGAGACUCCCCUUGAUUCUGGUGACCCUGUGACCUUUCCUUUUGCACCAACGUUAGGCCAAACUUUUGACUUUCAUACAACAAAUGUUAUAAACCGAUUUCUGUAAUUUGCUGAUCAAUGAAUCAUGUUGACCUUAUGACAUUCCCUGUAGCACAAUCAUUAGACCAGAAUGUAAAAUUGAAUAUUGUCUAAUUGGGCAGAUUGCCAUGAAAUCUUGUAAGCACAUGAUAACUUUGGUGACCUCAUGACAAUUUAUCUUUUAUCACAUUCAGGCCUCAAUGUAAAAAUAUUCACUUAUUCUGUGGUGCAGCAACAGUGCCUGUGUCAGUCUACGACAUUUUGUUUUACCCCAAAGGAGGCUGCCUAUGGAUCACUUGAUUGAGUGUAUUAUAUAACUUGUGUAACUUUAUAUUACUGCAAAGAUGCAUAAUAAAAAAUAUUUUUUUUCAUUAUACUUUAUAUUGUAUAUUAUACAGUUGACAGAUGACUUAAUUCUUUGUUCUGCUGGAGCUUUUCAAGUGAA
Messenger RNA from Esox lucius (northern pike), 2920 nucleotides. RefSeq lists its product as uncharacterized. Bases 423 to 1523 code for a protein of 366 amino acids. The transcript is spliced from 14 exons. Lineage: Eukaryota; Metazoa; Chordata; Actinopteri; Esociformes; Esocidae. The record is from RefSeq and is a predicted model, not a curated record.